AAACAUGAAGCUGCCUUGUACCACAUUGGACCACUGGUCCAUCUGUCUCACUGGCCUGUAUCUUAUCUCUUCAGGCGAAUCUGAAGCCUUCCUCCAACGUAAGUGGCUCUUGCUCCUGUGGAAGAGCUCCUGAGGCUGGAGGAGCUUCCUCUAGCUUAAGGCAGAAUGCUGCCCAGGGUUCUUUGCAGCAGGAGUCUGCACCUUUUUAAGCCAUUGGGCACAUUUGGAAUUCUGAGACAGUGUGGUGGGAACAGCACAAAAUGGUUGCCACGGGAGGCAGAACCAGCUGCAAAAUGACUGCUGCAGCUUAACUUUCAAUCGCAUAGUGGAAAUCCUUGUGCUUUGGUGGCAGAUGCUGUCAAAGCAAUGUUUUUAAAAAUCUGCUCAGCCAAUCAGAGGCCUUGCCGGACAAAAGCUCCGCUUGGCCCCACCCACUUUCUAAAAACACUUGUCAGGCAACAGGAAAGGUGAUGGUAGGUGCCUUGGUGCCCAUGGACACCGCAUUGGGGACCCAUGGUCUACAGUGUGUGAGGAGUGUCUAGCAUCUUGGGCAGCAGAGAAAGGUCUUUUCCCUAAAUAUUUGCUAUCUGAGGCCUGAUUUAAAUGGAUAUUGGCUGAGACUUGUGCAUGGUGGAAUAGCCUCCUGCACAGGUCAAAUAUGGCCCCCGCAUUAUUAGCAUUUUGACAGAAGCAUAAGUUUAAACAGUUUGGUUUAGGCAGUCCAUCAGCUUUCUGGUCAACUUUCUGAAGUUGUUGUAAUCUUUGUUAUAUGUAAGUAUUAAUUGCUUGCUUUGAUGGCUACUGUGACUCAUCUUGUGGUAUUGUAGGGAAAAGAUAGACUAAAAGGGCUUUAAAUAUUUCAGCCCUUUUAUCUAAAUUAAUAGUAUUGGGAACUCAGUACACUCCUAAACAGAAUUAUGGCCUUGAAAGCCCAUUGGUAUUUACUGUCAGUCUUGUACUCCAGUCCUUACUUGCAUAUUAAUUGAUUUCAGUGGAAUUUAUGUUCCAAGCAUCCAUGCUUAGGAUUCAGCUGUAGUUUCCUGCCUGUCUUUUUUUCCUGAGACUUACCACUUCCCCUUCCCCUCGGGUAUGAUUGAUGAAUAAAUUUCCAUUAAGGAACUGGGGAAACACAGUAGUAUAAGGAACAAGGGAUUGUGAAAAGAGAACUACUUUACAUGAAUGACUGCAUGAAAAGUACUUUUAAAAGCAAAUUGGGUUUUUCAAAGAAGGAAAUUGCAUGUAAUCUUUCACUUUCAGGUUCUUUCUUUCUUUUUUUAAACAAUGGCCUGGAAGUUUGCACAAAACUACCUCCCAGGGUUCAGACUCGUCCCCUCCUCCUAUCAUAUUUCAUUAUGAAUAUAGCGGAAAGCAGCCCAUUCCAGUCUAAACUGAAGAGCAGCAGCAGCAGCAGCGAGAGCGAUCUGAGAUAUGACUUAUCAUGUGAGCUCUACAGGAUUGCUACCUUUUCAACUUUCCCCCUGAACGUUCCUGUGUCAGAAAGGAGCCUUGCCCGUGCUGGUUUCUAUUACACUGGCCUGAAAGACAAAGUGAAGUGUUUUAGAUGCGGCUUGAUGUUGGAUAACUGGAAGAAAGGAGACAACGCUUUGGACAAACACAAGCAACUGUAUCCAAGCUGCAGCUUUGUUCAGGGCCUGGCUUCAGCAAACAGUCUCAGUUCCUCAUUUCAUUCUGCCUUCUCGCCUCCAGUUACUUCAAUGGGGGCGAAGAUGGAUGUUGAAAGGAAAGCACCGAGUUUGGAUCAAGGUGGCUAUUUCAGCGGACGCUACACAAGUUUCCCCCAAGAUCCAGUAACAUCCAGGGCAGUGGAAGACUUGUCCUAUUUCAGACCCAAAUCUUUCAAUCGCUCUAUGAAGACAGAAGAAGCCAGACGGCGAACUUUCCAGGCAUGGCCCUUGACGUUUCUGGCACCUUCCGAUCUGGCCAAAGCUGGGUUUUACUACGUCGGCCCUGCAGACAAGGUCGCUUGUUUUGCCUGCGGUGGCCAGUUGGGCAACUGGGAUCCAGAGGAUAACGCCAUGUCUGAACAUCGGAGGCACUUUCCCAGCUGCCCUUUUGUGAAAAAUCUAUAUGGAGACCUGCCCGGUUUCUCAGUUGCUAACCUGAGAAUGCAAACACACAGCGCCCGUGUCAGCACAUUCACCAGCUGGCCAAUUACGAUUCCAGUCCGGCCACAGCAGCUUGCAGACGCCGGCUUCUAUUACGUAGGUUGCAAUGAUGAUGUCAAAUGUUUCUGCUGUGAUGGUGGACUCAGAUGCUGGGAGUCUGGGGACGAUCCGUGGGUGGAGCAUGCAAAAUGGUUUCCAAGAUGCGAGUACCUGCUUCAUGUGAAAGGGCAAGAGUUUGUCCAUCAGGUUCAAGAAAGAUACCCUCGCCUUCUUGAACAGCUAUUGUCCACUUCAGACAUACCUGUGUUUGAGAACACUGAUCCACCAGUCAUCCAUUUUGAACCUGGAGAAAAGCUUUCAGAAGAUGCGGUCAUGAUGAAAAACCCAGUGGUGGAAGCUGCUUUGGAGAUGGGUUUCAACAGAAGGCUUAUUAAGCAAACCAUUCAGAGUAAAAUCCUAACAACAGGGGAGAACUACAAGUCGGUAUAUGAUCUUGUGUCUGAUCUCAUUGCCACAGAAGAUGAAAGCAGGGAAGAAGAAAAGGAAGUACAGCUGGAGGAAGUGACAUCAGAUGAUCUAUCCUUAAUCCGAAAGUACCGGAUGGCACUGUUUCAGCGCUUAACAUGUAUGCUUCCCAUCCUGGAAAAGUUGCUGACUUCCAAAGUCAUAUCCGAGUUUGAAAACGAUGUCAUCAAACAGAAAACACAGACGCCUCUGCAAGCAAGAGAAUUGAUUGAUACCAUCUUGGUGAAAGGAAAUGCAGCUGCAAGCAUAUUCAGAAACUGUUUACAGGAAUGUGAUCCUCUCUUAUACAAAGAUUUGUUUGUGGAGAAGAAUGUGACAUACAUACCAACAGAAGAUGCUUCAGGGCUGCCCAUGGAAGAACAGCUGAGACGUCUACAAGAAGAGAGAACAUGCAAAGUCUGCAUGGACAAGGAAGUGUCCAUCGUCUUCAUCCCAUGUGGCCAUUUAGUGGUGUGUAAAGAGUGUGCACCAUCCCUUAGGAAAUGCCCUAUAUGCAGGGGUACAAUCAAGGGUACAGUUCGGACAUUUCUUUCAUGAGGGGCUGAAAGAUGCAACCAUGGUGGUUGCGAUACCCAGUCCAAGAGGUGCAGAAGAGGUGCAGAAUCCCUGCGUGAUGUUGCAGGAUAUCAUAGGCCAUACCUUUUCAAGCAAACGCUUCUUCCCUGGUACUCCAAGGGAUGUCCUGAAUUGCUUGUCCGAGUGAGCCAAGCCUUUUGCCACUAGACCAGUACAGUUUCUGAGCCAAUUUUGAUUUGGUGGGAACCAUCCACUUAGUUUGUUAUACUUAGCUUUCAGUUUACUAGAGCAAUAAAAUGUAUUGCUAAUGUUUACAAAAAA
This is a messenger RNA of Heteronotia binoei (common prickly gecko), 3488 nucleotides long. It is a transcript of the gene BIRC2, whose product is annotated as baculoviral IAP repeat containing 2. Gene Ontology annotation, cellular component: nucleus; cytoplasm. NCBI's taxonomy places the organism in Eukaryota, Metazoa, Chordata, Lepidosauria, Squamata, Gekkonidae. The transcript is spliced from 8 exons. The coding region runs from base 1176 to 3188 and encodes 670 amino acids. Gene Ontology annotation, molecular function: cysteine-type endopeptidase inhibitor activity involved in apoptotic process; ubiquitin protein ligase activity. The record is from RefSeq and is a predicted model, not a curated record. Gene Ontology annotation, biological process: positive regulation of protein ubiquitination; regulation of cell cycle; negative regulation of apoptotic process.